Messenger RNA from Penicillium malachiteum, 4239 nucleotides. RefSeq names its product ankyrin repeat domain-containing protein. Gene Ontology annotation, molecular function: protein binding. NCBI's taxonomy places the organism in Eukaryota, Fungi, Ascomycota, Eurotiomycetes, Eurotiales, Aspergillaceae. The transcript is spliced from 4 exons. Bases 1 to 4239 code for a protein of 1412 amino acids. The record is from RefSeq and is a predicted model, not a curated record.
AUGUUUGGAAAACUCAAGAACAAGCUUCAUAGGCACAAUCGCGACGAUAAGAAGACCGUGACCGAAAAUGUGCCCAUUGCAGCCCCUCCGGCACCUGCACCAGCACCAGAGCCCAAGCAUGAGCUUCAGAGACCGCCUCCAUCUGAGCAGUCUACUAUAACUCCCGUCGAAAAAGAGGUGAAUAUCUCUGUGAUUCCCGAUGAAAAGCCGACACCUGAACCUGAGCCCAUGCCUGAGCCUGAGACUGUAAUUCGAGAUCUUUGGCGAGAUGCUCUGGCCCAACUACCUCCUUCCAAGCAGGAGAUCCUGAAGGGGAUGGGUCUGGACAACAUCAGGGCUAAACAAGAGGAAUGUGAGAAGAAAUUCUGGAAGGUCUCAUUUGGUGGUGAGGAUAUCGUUCUGCGCGACUAUACUACAAAGAUUCUCGGUUGGUUGGAAAAGGCGGGAGACAUUGCUAUUCAAUUUGCACCAGCGAAUGCUAGCCUACCUUGGGAGAUUGUCAAGUCUCUUAUGGAGAUUCCUGUGAAUGAAGGAGAGCAGAUGGGUGCGCUUCUUGGAACUGCCGAGAAAGUGGUACGCGUUAUCAGUCGUGGACAGGUGUAUGAGCAGGUCUACCUCCCACAAGAUCCCGAUUCUCCUAUGGAGACCCUGCAAAAGAAUCUUGAGUCUGGAUUGUUGCGUAUCUAUGCUACUGCACUUGAGCUGUUGGCGGAUGCCGGAAAGCUUCUCUCGAGGAACACGGCUAGACGUACUCUUGAGGCCAUCGUGAAUCCGGGUAAAGCGAGCGGAGCGCUCGCCAGCUUCGUGGAGCAGGAGGAUAGGCUCCUCCGUGAUGUUCAAGCUUGUGAGAGCAAGCGCAGCUCAGAUUCUGAUAAACGCAUGAUCAAAAUGUUGGAGACUUUCAACGAUCCCAUUUUCCGGAUUGACCAAGGUGUGACCCAGGUUCUUGACAAUAUGGAGGAAAGCGAGCGGAUCAAAAUGCUGGAGUGGAUCUCUUCUGUUCCUUUUGGCGAGAACCAUGACAAUAUCAGUGAGAAGAGAACUCCCGGCACAGGCGAGUGGCUGCUACAGCACGAAGACUUCCGUGCCUGGGUGGAGAAAAAGACACCAACACUUCUCUGGUUAGAAGGCUCUGCUGGAGCUGGCAAAACAUACCUUACGUCGAAAGUCGUUGAUCAUGUUCGUGGAACUUCUCAAGUCUCGAAUAAGGGCUUUGCAUUUUUCUAUUGUGAUCGAAAUGAGCCACGACGUGCGCAGGGAUCAUCCAUCCUUCAAAGCUUUGUCCGGCAACUUUCAGCUACCAUGAAGGAUCCUGGAUAUGUCCAGCCCCAUAUCAAGGAUGUCUGGAAGGAAGCUCGGGAAAAGGGCACUGUUUUCCGUUUUGAGCAGUGCAGGAAAUUGAUCCAGGCUUGUUUGGGUCAAUAUGAAAGCACAAAGUUGAUUAUCGAUGCGAUGGACGAGUGUGAUUCAGAUACACAAAUUGAAAUAAUUGAAGCACUGAAAUCACUCAUGGACAAUACUGAGAGGCCCGUCAAGAUCUUCAUCUCUAGCCGACCAGAUUCUGAAAUCAGAAGUCAACUUCAGAACAGUUCAAAUAUCAAUGUGUCAGCAAACGCUAAUCAGGACGAUAUCAGAAAAUACAUUGAUGCCGAGAUUGACAGAAUGGGAAAGUCGUUUCUGAAAACAGUGAAAGCCAGUGUCAUCGAUAAACUACUUGCACGUUGCCAAGGAAUGUUCCAGUGGGCAUCUCUGCAAAUGCAUCAGAUUCUGAAAUGUGGUACAAAAUCAAGUGUCAUGAAGAGACUAGACGCACUCCCUGAUGGUAUCCGGGAAGCCUAUGAUGAGAUCUGGAAUGAGAUUGAAAAAUUGGAGGAGACUGAUAAAAUACUUGCCAAGAGGGCCAUCCUAUGGGUCAUGGCCGCAAAAACACCCUUCACCAGCACUGAAAUAUUUUCUGCUAUUCGUCUCGACAUGGAUUCUAGCGAAGAUAUGGACAUCUUCCUCGUAGAAGACAAACUAGAUGAAGAAGGGUUGCUUUCAGUUUGCAACAAUUUCCUUACCCUUGAUACGAAAUCGAAGGUCUGGCGGUUCACACAUCUGUCCGUUAUGGAGUACCUAGAAAGCAAAGAACACUGGUCCCUGCCGAGCGCUCAUUGCCAUGUCUCUGUCGCUUGUCUUUCAUACUUCAACAGCGCUUAUGAUCGGGACUUUCCCGAAAUGAGCAAAAUGAUCAACCCUGAUGAAGGCAAAGAAGUGAGCCUUGAGGAGCGUGAAGAAUCGGAUGAUGGAUUUGGUCGAUAUCAUCCAUUCCAUGUCUACAUGAGGCAGUAUUGGAUGUAUCAUGUCCGCCAAGUAGAAGACACAAAGGAGAAGAAAUUGGCCAGCCUGUUGAAGAGAUUCCUUGGCUCUCCCGAAGAAAGCAGCUCAAUGUAUAGAACUUGGAAUCAUAUCAGCGCAGAGGAUAUGAGUUUCUUCAUGUAUGAUGAUCAAGUUCGCUUCUAUGGUACAAAGUAUUUAGGAGGUACAGAAUUAAGCUCUGCCGAUGUCUCUGAAGCAAGGUUUGCCAUAUUUGGGAUGUGCGGCUUUGGAUUCGAGAGUAUCUUGUCUGGCUGGUGGGAGACUGCAGACUAUGAGGUCUCAAGAACUAACAUCAGAGGACACAGCCUGCUCUGUUUGGCUGCUAUGGCAGGGUCCGUGCCGAUUUGCAAGACUUUGGUUGAAAGAGGAGCAAAUGUCAAUGAGCGACUGGAGUUGUCUUACCAAUACGGUAGUGCUCUUGUGGUAGCAGCGUCUUUUGGACAGAUUGAAGUCGUCAAAUAUUUGGUAGAUGCUGGAGCAGAUGUGAACAUGCAGGCAGGGGUAAGAGAGGAAUUGGGACUUCGUGACGAUACCACUGCAUUAUCAGCAGCGGUCAAGGCAGCGCAGAUCGCGGUUGUCAAAUACCUCCUCCAGGAUGGAAAGGCCGAUGUCAACCUUCCCUUGCCCGCCUACGAAAAUUAUUCUGUUCUCUUGGUAGCAACCUUUGCACAACAAAAUCUUGAGAUUCUCAAGCUCAUUUUGCAAGCGGGAGCUGAUGUGAACACGACAUUCCAAUAUUACGGAAGUGGAAUUCUCCACCAAAAAAUCCGCGACGGCAAGCUAGAAGAUGUCAAGUUUCUGGUCAAUGAGGCUAAGAUCGAUGUCAACAAGCUACACAUGGCAGAGGAGGUAUAUCCUAUCGAGCUUGCAGCAAGUGAUUUGAGCACAGUCCAACGGAUUGAGAUCCUUAAGUUCUUGAUUCAAGAGGCAGGAGCGGAUGUUAAUGCACUCUCGGAGGGUCGAGAAUAUGGCGGUGCUCUUGCUGCAGCAUGCGCAUCAUCCUAUCUCAACCUUGAAACUGGCUCCGAAACAGUUGGAAGUCUAGAGGCUGUUAAGUGGCUUGUUGAUGCCGGAGCAGAUGUGAACAAACAACUUACAGUUAGAGAAUAUCUUAGCGCUCUGGCAACAGCAGCCAGGCAAUCCAACGACCCAUCAAUCGUUAGAUUUUUAAUCGAAUCUGGGGCCGAUGUGAACAUGCAGCUGGAGAAUGGAGAGUUCGGUAGUGCUCUCAUGGCCGCUGCAUCCGCCACGUAUUAUGAAGACUACGACAUGGUCGCUUGCCUGCUGGAAGCAGGAGCCGAAGUGACCACUCCUCUGAAACCCGAAGCCUACAGAGCUGCCAUUGCCAAUGCUGUCCUCCAAAAUCAGCCAGAUAAAGUGAAAGCAAUGGUGGAGGCAGGUGCUGCUGUGGAUGUAAACCUGAAAGAUGAGGCCUUCGGCACUAUACUCGCAUAUUCUACACUCCUCGAAUUUGAGGACGGAAUUCUGGAGACUCUCAUCGCGGGUGAACCAGACGUUAAUCGGGAAGCCAAAACUGCAAGAUAUGGUACCGCACUGAUUGCUCCCUCUUGCUUCAGUCGAUAUCAAGCUGUGGAAUGUCUGAUCAAGGCGGGGGCAAGGGUUUGGGAUGAAACUGAUAAUGGGCCCUACACUACGGCAAUCCAGGCUGCAGGGGGACCUCUCUCAGAAGCGGACAGAGCGUGUAUCGUCCGCUUUUUCAAUUUCAACGAGAGUGAGGCCGAAAAGCUUCUAGAGAAGUGGGCAGAGCAGAAAGAUGAUGUUGUGAAGCUCCUAAAGCAGCAUAUGCCACCCCCUGGGCCCAUAAUUCGAAAGAUUCUGGUUGCCAGCAAAUCAGUCACCCGCGGUGUCCGCGAAAGUUGA